This is a messenger RNA of Oppiella nova, 603 nucleotides long. NCBI's taxonomy places the organism in Eukaryota, Metazoa, Arthropoda, Arachnida, Sarcoptiformes, Oppiidae. The record is from the annotation of a GenBank genome assembly.
AUGGCCGGAGUACUACGCUGGUACCAAGCCAAACUCGCAUCCCGCCCUGUCUUCACUCAAGCCGUCAGCACCGCCGUCCUCUUUGCAACCGGCGAUGUCCUCGCCCAACAAGUCGUGGAAAAGCGCGGCUUCUCCGAACACACUCUCGAACGUACCGGCCGCAUGGCGCUCUACGGCGGCUGCGUCUUCGGCCCCGGCGCCACACUCUGGUACCAGUUCCUUCAGCGCAAGAUAGUACUGCCCGGAAAGCCGAACCUCGAGAUUCUGGCGCGUGUCGCGACGGAUCAGACAGUGUUUGCUAGUACCAACCUGUUCCUCUUUCUGAGCAGCAUGGCCAUUAUGGAGGGCAGCGAUCCGAAGGCGAAACUCGAGGCGAGCUAUUGGGAGGCGCUGAAGAAGAAUUGGAUGGUAUGGCCGGGCGCGCAGUUCGUCAACUUCAAGUAUGUGCCGCUGGAGUACAGAGUCUUGGUUGUGAACGGAAUCUCGAUCGGUGAGUUGAGCGUUGAGAAGUUCUAUCUGCGGAAGGAGUUCGUAACUCACAUGAACAUGCAGGCUGGAACUGCUACCUCAGCUUCCUCAACAGCGGAGGUGGUGGUGACGUGA